AAGUACACGACUCCAUGGGAGACAUACGGAACGUUUUACGUGUAUUACGUAUCCAAUAUCCACGGACUUGGUACAAGUGUGCUCUAUCUUAAACCAUCAUAAGGAAAAGCGUGAGGUUGAAUGAUACGGAGGGGUACAAUAAUUUCAUCUAGUAACGUACAGUUGAAUUAGAGUAUUGUGGUGAUGUAUUAAUUACAUGGGACGGUACCCUGGUGUGAAUUUUUGCCGGCUUGGUACAUUUACUUAACAACAAUCACGUGAAAUUAUUUAUUGCACAUCGUGAGAAGCUGGAUUAAAUAUGGAAGGCGGGGUUUGGGGCAUUGUGGUCAUCAUAUCAGCAUUCAUGAUACAGUUUGUUGCUUAUGGGAUAACUGGUUCCAUUGGUAUUUAUAAUGUGGAAUUUCUGGAACAUUUUGAUACCACAGCUUUUGAUAUAUCCUUAAUGUCAUCUAUCAACCUCGGCAUGUUUUUGGGUGCUGGUCCCAUAGCAAGUUAUCUAAUGGACAGAUAUAGUCACCGUAAAGUGGUUUUAGUUGGUGGAUUUAUGAGUUCUGUUGGUAUUUUAGUAAUGCCAUGGUUACCUGGUAUUCCAUAUAUGUAUCUAUUUUAUGGUGUUAUAAAUGGGUUAGGUGGUUGCUUUUCCUAUGUACCGUCACAUGUAUUAAGUGGACUAUAUUAUGAUAAAUAUCAAGGUUUAGCUACUGGAUUAGCUACCGGAGGUUCUGGUCUUGGUAUAACCGUUGGACCUAUGCUAAUAGCUUAUCUGAUUGAGGAAUAUACAUGGAAGGGGUCAUUAUUGAUUUUAUCAGGAAUAUCUUUCAACGUUCUUGUUUUCGGUGCUUUACUUCGUCCACCACCUCCGAGAACUAUUACAGAAAUAGAAGUGCCGACAGUGUCGGCGGAUUUAGCGUUCAGUGCGAAGAAGAAAAUUCCCGAAAAUGGCACCAUCGUGGUACAUGGUAUUGACGACACUGUCACUUUAUCUUUGGAUAUAGUCCCGACGAAAGGUUUGGACGACGAAAACUCAGAUAAAAAUAAGCCUCAUCAAAAAUCAUAUCUGCACAAACUGUUUAAACGUAUUUUAACAAAUGUGGAUUUUAUGAUAUAUUUCAUCAACAAUAUCUUUUGGAAUAUUGGGUUAGCCGUAGCUCUGGCGUUUUUGGCAGAGUAUUGUGUCCAGCAAGGAAUAUCAAAAAUUGACAGCUCCCUUGUUGUGACGAUGGUGGGUUUAGGGAACUUUUUGGGCUGUCUCUUCGGAGGCGUGUUGAGUAACAUCAGACGACUGGACAGCAUAUGUGCAUUUUGUAUGGUGAAUAUAUUAUCAGGUGUCUGUCUAAUGUUGGUCCCAACAUUAACAUCAUAUACACUCAUUGUUACUGUUUCGUUUUUCUUCGGGUUAUUUACUGGAAUAAUUCUUGGCUAUCUCUUGGCCAUCACAGGAGAAAUACUUGGACCCGAGGAUUUUGGGAAUGGCGUUGGUGUUAUAAUGAUAGCUAAUGGACUUGGUGCCUUUGCUGGACCAAUGAUAGCAGGUUAUAUAGAAAGGAGGAGUGGUGGUUUAGGUGGUGGACUUUUAGUUGGUGGAAUAUUUUGUGUUAUUGCUGGAUUUACAAUUCUACUUAUUCCAGUCAGAAAAUGUUUUCUUAAAAACAAUAGACAAAAGCCUGUGGAAGUUUACAUAGGUCCUAUGAAAGAUGCUUCCAUCGGGACAUUGCCAGUGUUAGUGGUGCCAGCUAUUACAGCGGAUGGUUUAUCAGACGAAAAAGUUAUUCUCGGUGGCGCAAUUCACAGUUGUUUACAGAAACCCAGCUUCUUCAAACAAGUGAAUCUUGAAGAUGAAGAGUAAAAUUAUUUAAUUAAUUAAUUAGCGCACCAUUCUAAGAUUAAACAUACAUUAUACAA
Molecule: messenger RNA, 1902 nt
Organism: Patella vulgata (common limpet)
Lineage: Eukaryota; Metazoa; Mollusca; Gastropoda; Patellidae
Product: monocarboxylate transporter 12
Exons: 5
Coding region: 299-1846 (515 amino acids)
Biological process (GO): transmembrane transport; monocarboxylic acid transport
Molecular function (GO): monocarboxylic acid transmembrane transporter activity
Source: RefSeq, a predicted model, not a curated record